AUGGAGGUGGAGGACCGGGGGGAGGUGGAUGAUGAUGAGGUGGUGGUGCGAAAGGUGGAGGAGGAUGGGGAGGACCCGGAGGUGGUGGAUGAGGAAAGAAUUCAGGACGCGGAGGAGGCGGAGGCGGAGGAGGGCUUAGGUAUGGUGGCGGUGGUGGCGGAGGAGGAGCAAAAGGGUCCGGCGGACGUGGCGGAGGCGGGUGUCUGUGAAAUGGUAAAUACGUGUACAUUUUUCCUUAGCCAUGAAGAAUCCAACGGCUACGCUAUACUUGCUGUCAGACGAGUUAUGAUCGAUGCAAUUAAGGUGGAGGAGGACGAGGGUGAGGCCCUGGCGGAGGCGGUGGACCUGGAGGUGGAGGAUGAGCAAAUGGAGGAGGGGGACCAGGAGGAGGGGGUCCUGGAGGUGGCGGCCGGAAGGAGGAGGGUGGAGGUGGCCCUGGAGGCCCCGGUGGCGGAGGUGGCGCAAAGGGAUCCGGUGGCGGAGGACGUGGAGGCGGGGGACCAAAGGGGUCUGCUGGUGGAGGGGGAGGAGGAUGCCUGUGAUGAGGCAUUUCCUUUAGAAUUCUUUGAACAGAAAGGAAUUAUGUGA
Molecule: messenger RNA, 588 nt
Organism: Mangifera indica (mango)
Lineage: Eukaryota; Viridiplantae; Streptophyta; Magnoliopsida; Sapindales; Anacardiaceae
Exons: 3
Coding region: 1-588 (195 amino acids)
Source: RefSeq, a predicted model, not a curated record